Molecule: messenger RNA, 3105 nt
Organism: Postia placenta MAD-698-R-SB12
Lineage: Eukaryota; Fungi; Basidiomycota; Agaricomycetes; Polyporales; Adustoporiaceae
Exons: 8
Coding region: 1-2955 (984 amino acids)
Biological process (GO): double-strand break repair via break-induced replication; mitotic DNA replication; DNA replication initiation
Cellular component (GO): MCM complex; nucleus
Molecular function (GO): ATP binding; single-stranded DNA binding; single-stranded 3'-5' DNA helicase activity
Source: RefSeq, a predicted model, not a curated record
AUGGAUGUCGACAGCGUAUCCUCUUCCCCGCCCUUGCGGCAAUCCUCUCUGCCACCCAGUAGUGCUCCUGUCGCGUCUCAAUCCUCGAACGGACGAUCGACACCGCGACGAAUACGGCCAUCCGGCCGCGGCUCAGACGCGUUAAAUCUCGGCGAUGAUGAAGCAGAAGAAGUCCCAGACGGAGACGAUGCAGGCGCAAGAAGAAGACGGAGGCCCAGGGGUCAGGGCCAGCUGAACGCGGAUGUGCCUAUCGUGAAGGAUGCGGUGGGCGAGAGUGUUCAAGAAAGCUUCGAGACCUUCCUCCGAACCUUUACAGAAGAGAUUGCCCUUGCAUCGACUCCAGCUUCAGAUGGCGGCGUCCCCGUUGCGCCUGACGGCGAACUCAUCUACAUCGAACAGAUUCACACAAUGCGUGAAUACGAGCUCACUACUCUUUAUGUCGACUACGGACAUCUGCUGCAAAAGGAUGACGUCCUCGCUGACGCGAUUCAAAAACAAUACUACCGCUUUCUGCCUUACAUUCGACGUGCUCUUCACAACCUUGUCGCUCAGUACGAACCGGAAUAUCUCAAGCUGAAUCCCACCGCUGCAGCCACAGAUUCUGUGAACUUGCAAUCUCGCGAGUUCAACGUCGCGUUCUACCAUCUUCCACUGGUCUCGGGGAUUCGCGAUCUGAGAACAGACAAAAUUGGUACACUGAUGAGUAUAAGCGGAACAGUUACUCGUACCAGCGAGGUACGGCCUGAGCUACUGUAUGGAAGCUUCAUCUGUGAGGUCUGUGGAGGCCUAGUCAACGAGAUCGAACAGCAGUUCAAGUAUACUGAGCCGAGUUUGUGCCCCAACCCAACUUGCGGUAAUCGUACGGCAUGGCAGUUGCAGAUCGACAGUUCAAAAUUUACGGAUUGGCAGAAGGUCCGGAUACAGGAGAACCCCUCCGAGAUACCCACCGGCUCUAUGCCUCGAUCUCUCGACGUGAUUCUCCGCUCAGAGCUAGUUGAACGCGCUAAAGCUGGAGACAAAUGCGUUUUCACUGGAACUUUCAUCGUGGUGCCAGACGUCAGCCAGCUCGGCCUUCCCGGAGGCAACAAAGCGGAGUUAAUGCGAGAGGCUGCAAAGGCUGGUGCAAAUUCUGCCGCAGCGGCUGUCGGUGGUGCAGGUGUUACUGGUCUGAAGAGUCUCGGUGUCCGGGAUCUGCAAUACAAGACAGCAUUCUUGGCGUGCAUGGUCCACGACGUGGAUGGUCACGCUGGGACCAAUGUGCGGGGAGAGGAUGAGCAGGGCGAAGACGACAGUGAGGCAUUCGCCCGAUCCUUGACGGAACCAGAAUUUGAAGAACUCAAGCGCAUGGUGAAUUCCGACCACAUCUACUCACGACUGGUGGAGAGUAUAGCGCCGACCGUCUACGGUCACGACAUUGUGAAGAAGGGCUUAUUGCUGCAGUUGAUGGGUGGAGUACACAAACAGACUCCGGAAGGCAUGCACCUACGAGGCGACAUCAAUAUUUGCAUUGUUGGCGACCCUUCAACCUCAAAAUCACAAUUUCUCAAAUAUAUCUGUUCCUUCCUUCCACGAGCCGUAUAUACAUCGGGCAAGGCAUCUUCUGCAGCGGGUCUGACGGCCGCAGUCGUUAAGGACGAGGAGACGGGAGACUUCACCAUUGAAGCCGGUGCCCUCAUGCUGGCGGAUAACGGUAUUUGUGCCAUCGAUGAAUUCGACAAGAUGGACAUUUCGGACCAAGUCGCUAUCCAUGAAGCUAUGGAACAACAGACCAUAUCCAUCGCGAAGGCUGGUAUCCACGCGACGCUCAACGCACGGACGUCUAUCCUUGCUGCAGCGAACCCAAUCGGUGGCCGAUACGAUCGCAAAAAGUCACUGCGAGCCAACGUUGCGAUGACGGCUCCAAUUAUGAGUCGAUUUGAUCUGUUCUUUGUGGUGUUGGACGAGUGCAACGAGAAGUCCGACCUCAACAUUGCAAAGCAUAUCGUCAAUGUCCAUCGGUUCCAGGACGAAGCCAUUCACCCGGAGUUCAGUACAGAGGCGCUGCAGCGAUAUAUCCGUUACGCUCGCACGUUCACUCCUAAGCUUACUCCGGAGGCAGCGGACGUCCUGGUGGAAAAAUACCGCAUCCUACGACAAGAUGACGCUUCGGGUACCGGCCGCAAUUCUUACAGGAUUACUGUCCGUCAGCUAGAGAGUAUGAUCCGGUUGAGCGAAGCAAUCGCUAGGGCGAAUUGCACAUCGGAGAUCAAACCAGCGUUCGUACGAGAAGCGUAUACGCUUUUGCGACAGUCCAUCAUCCAUGUGGAGCAGGAUGACAUCGACUUCGAUGAGGAGGAGCUUGAGGGCGAACGAGAAGGCGAACGACGUCCACGCGCGACUGCAGAUGAUGUGGAGGAGAGCCAAGACGUCGAGAUGUCUGCAGCUGAAAUCGCAGCCAUGGACGAGGCCGAGCAAAGCUAUAACGAAUCCAUGGGCCUCAAUGGCGCUGGUUCCAGUGGCCUCAACGGUGCAACAUCCGAUGGUAUAUCAAGAGCGGGCAGCAUGGCUCCCAAUGCGCCCCCGCCACCUCAGCCCAAGAGGCGGAUGGUCAUCACCCACGACAAGUACAUGACGCUACAAAGUCUGAUCGUCUUCCAUCUAGCUCAAGUCGAACGAGAGACUGGUAAGGGGGUCGACCGGGACGAGCUCAUCGACUGGUACCUUGAGACGAAGGAGGAGGACAUCCAGGAUGUGGAAGAGCUCGAGUACGAGAAGGAGCUUAUCACCAAGAUGUUGCGCAAGCUGGUCAAGGAUAACUACUUGAUCGAGAUCAGGGGUGAUGUGCAAGAUUCACUGCCUGAAUCUAUGGAGGAGAGCAGCGGCCAGCCUUCGAUGGACAGUCAAGACGGGAACUUCCGCGUCUAUUACAUGGUUCAUCCUUCUGUGGACACGGAAGGGUCUUCGUCUGUACCAUAAAGCGUGAUUACCGUAAUACGUUUAUUUCGGUUUGAGUUAUAUUGCACGUGGGGUCGUCGUUCCUUGGUAUUCUCGCUUUCGAAAGUCGGGCCUAGUAGUAGGCUAUCUCUGCAUCAUAUAUGUAUUGUAUCCUGGCAUCGUUGUGCUUCC